This is a messenger RNA of Strongylocentrotus purpuratus (purple sea urchin), 935 nucleotides long. RefSeq names its product cyclin-dependent kinases regulatory subunit. Gene Ontology annotation, cellular component: SCF ubiquitin ligase complex; cyclin-dependent protein kinase holoenzyme complex. The coding region runs from base 156 to 392 and encodes 78 amino acids. The record is from RefSeq and is a predicted model, not a curated record. Gene Ontology annotation, biological process: regulation of mitotic cell cycle. NCBI's taxonomy places the organism in Eukaryota, Metazoa, Echinodermata, Echinoidea, Camarodonta, Strongylocentrotidae. Gene Ontology annotation, molecular function: ubiquitin binding; protein kinase binding; histone binding. The transcript has 4 exons.
AAAGCGUCAAGCUUGCAAGCUAAGCGCGCCGAAAUCAAAGCAGGUGAUCUGAUGAAAGACUGAAUUCAUUUAUCCGAGAUUCCGAGGUCGAAAGCCAUUUAAGGAUCCAACUCUGUCUCCCGGCCUUCAGUCCUAGCUAGAGGUCAGAGGUCAACAUGCCGACCACUACGAUGCAGAGGCUGAUCGCCUAUUCAGACAAGUACGAAGAUGAUCAUUUUGAAUACAGGCAUGUGGUACUUCCUACUGAGCUUGUGAAGCAGGUUCCGAGGCUUCACCUCAUGACCGAGACAGAAUGGCGGAACCUCGGGGUCCAGCAAAGCCCUGGCUGGGUCCAUUAUAUGAUACACAAUCCAGAGCCACACAUUUUAUUAUUCAGAAGGACAAAGCCUUGAAUGAGACUAUGAGAGCAUGGGACUCAAAGGGACAAAGCCUUGAAUGAGAGCAUGGGACUCAAAGGGAGUUGCAAUAUACUUGGAAUUUGAUAUCGUAAACAAUUUGUACUUCUUAAAGACCCACCGCACUGCUUUAGCCAGGAGGGAUUGGACCUCCCUGCAAGGUCACUGACAGAUGGUUAUCUCAUCAAAUAAGCUCUCAAUUUACAUAAGAAAAAGAGGAUCAUGGGGGACCAAUAAUCACCGAUUAGGCAUUGUUUGCUAUAUAGAGGGCAAAUGUAGCUACAAGCAGUGCAGGGGGGCUUUAAAUAAGCAUGAACAACAAGAGGGACUGUGCUUUAAUCUCUCUGUAGCACGUAAGGCUCGUCUGACUGAAAGUCAUACUUUUUUCUCUCAAAUUGAAGACUAGCGUUGGAUGCAGCUGAAAGGCAGUUCAGCAACAUAGUGGUAGAGCUUGAAUUCUUUGAAUUUUGGAACCUGAUCAUCUACUCAUUAGCCUCCAAUCGCCACUCCAUGAUGUAGAGAAGUCUAUACGCUUCUCCU